AUGCGCUCGACCCCUGCUCUGUUUUCAUUGGAAUCCCGGUCGAGGCUUUACAUUUUCCCGUAGCUCCAACCCUCAGUCCUCCGGCUGGCAGUAGCGAGGAAAAUUUCGCAUUUCCACCGACUUUCGACCGGCUACGCAAUUUCAUGUGGGAUGAUUAAGUAACCAUUUUUAGACCGAUUCCUAGCAAGCUAAAAGUGUUGUAAAAAAGAAUCCGUGUAGAUUUUUAGUGUCAGUGUGGUUUUUAUUAUAUUUAAUUCCAUAAAUGUUUUUUAAUUGACGAUUUGUGGCUGGGUGUACGAAUUCGUCAUUUUGGAGUAAUUCAUGCUGAAGAGGCUGUUAGUUGAAUAGGCGCCGGGAGCGCGUUCAGGCGCGAAUGGUGCGCAGAAAUGGGGGGGCCGCGGCGCAUGUCGAGUGCGCUGCUGUUGCCCUUCGCACUGCUGUCCCUGCCGCGGGCAGACACCACCAAUGCCACCAUUUAUCGGGAAGAACUAGAAUCCUCACUGCGUCUGGUGCAUGCCGUCGCAACGGGUGCCACCGGAGCAUUGUGCGUCACGCAGCGGUAUGGUCGCCUGCUAGCGCCGCUGCACGCUGCUCGUUGGGACUCGGCGAGAGCACGGGCGGAUCUGGCUGCAAAUCUGCUGCAUCAAUUAGGACUAGAAACUGCUGAGAUCCUCAUGGCGGUAUCGCAAGGUCUUGUGAUGGGGGCUAGUCCAACAGAACGCGCAGUGGGUGCACGCGCAUUGGCGCUACGGACUGAUGGAGUGGUAAACAGCGCAGUGGCAUGGGAGAGAUAUGGCACAGCAGACCCGGUAGCUGUAGUAUCACCACAAUUAGAAAAACCACCUGACCCUGACUUUCCAUGGUAUGUUUCAGCACAUAACAGUGAUACACUCCGAUCGUCCAAGUUCAUGCCGUCUCCACCUGGCGCAACUAUGGAGGGUUGGUGGACUUACCCAUAUUAUAGCUGCGAAGCGAAAAGAUGGCUGCUAUCAUAUACUGUGCCUGUUGCUACGAUUCGCGGUCUUAAAGGUGUCGUUUCACUCGAUAUAGAUAUAUCUAAUUUGGAAAUAAAUCAAUGCGAGGACUCCGAAGACGGCAGCGAUAACCAAAUAUACUCUUUUCAUGGAACCCACAAGUGCCCUAAUGAAACAACAUAUUGUGAAUAUAAGCCAAAUAGAGAUGUGGGCGUUCGUCACUCAGGGUGGGCGCGUGGGAUGUACAACUGCCGGUGUCGACCUGGAUAUUACUCCACAAAUCACCCUGAAGGAUUUAAUGGAUCCGUAGUCGAAGUUGCUUACCAAGAAUAUGAAGAAAGUCAUUUAGAAAAUUGGAACGAGCCAUAUGAAUGUUUAAAGUGCCAGCCGGGCUGCGAAACAUGUAGGGGUCCUGAGCCUUGUCUUGCCACUUAUAAUUGGCCAUUUCGGAUAUCUUUGCUGGUGAUCUCUGUGACCUGUGCAGUGAUGACAGUCUGCCUCACUAUAUAUACGCGUCAUCACCGCCGUGUGAAGGUGUUCCGUGUUGCAAGCCCUGUUUUCCUUUCUAUUACCCUCCUUGGAUGCGCAAUAAUGUAUAUGGAGAUGGCUGCUAUAUUUCCAGUAUUGGAUAGAUAUUCGUGUAUUGCUACAAAAUGGACUCGUCACAUGGGUUUCUGCAUUACAUACACUGCAUUGCUGAUGAAAACUUGGAGGGUCUCACUGACAUACCGUGUGAAAUCUGCUCAUAAACUUAAAUUAACAGACAAACAGCUACUACAAUGGAUGGCGCCUAUUUUACUCAUAAUGCUGGUAUAUCUUGGAACUUGGACACUAUCUUCACCACCAGAUGCUGAAGUUAUAACUGACAAUAGAGGACUAAAAUUCAAGCAAUGUACAUAUAACUGGUGGGAUCACAGUUUAGCAAUUGGUGAAAUUUUGUUCCUGUUAUGGGGUGUCCGAGUAUGCUAUCGUGUACGACACGCUGAGAGUUUAUACAACGAAGCAAAACUCAUCUCCAUUGCUAUAUAUAACAUAUUCACCGUAAACUCGUUGAUGAUAGCAUUCCAUUUACUAAUCCUGCCCCGGGCCGGACCAGAUAUAAAAUAUCUACUUGGUUUUAUUAGAACACAACUUUCAACUUCCACAACGGUGCUUCUUGUUUUCUUGCCGAAGGUAGUAAGAGUAGCGCGAGGUACCGGCGACACUUGGGACAGUAGAUCGCGGGCGCGAGGCCUACCUGCCGCCUCCUCUCUCAACGGCGUCGGCCUCGUUCCUGACGAGCCGCCCGACCUAUAUCAAGAGAACGAGGAGCUUAAGGAAGAAGUACAAAAGCUAGCAGCACAGAUAGAGUUCAUGAAGAUAGUCCAAAUGGAGAUGCACAAUAGGCACUUGCGGCCACGGCCAGGCGGCUACUUCACUGCGAACACCACUAGUGCGGGUGCACCACAGAGUCCUAUGCAUCCGAAGACUGUUAACAUUGCGCAGGAAAAUACAGAAUGGGCUGGGCCGGUGUGACUGGUGGCGGUUAGCGAAAGUGGUUGGUCGUGGCCGGGGCCCACUGCUGAACGAGUGCGGACUGCCAUUGAUCCUCGGCCCCCAACGUUUGUCUGACAACCAAUAUAGCUAUCGUUUUGUAGAUGCUUCAUAAACUUUACUUUAUGAUAUUUGUGUGCUAGUGCUAUUCAAGCUUGGAAGACAUUUAUCAGACCUGAUAUUUUAAUAUUUAUAUUUUAGUAUACACAAUUGUGGAAAUCAAAUACGAAUAGAGGUAAUGGUCAGACUCUGUAUGAGUUCAUUUUCUACCGCGUAUUACCUCUUAAAUGUUUAAUAAAUUUAUAUUCCAGAUAAAACUUUCUGUGAAUGUUAGCAAAGCAUAAAAUGUAGUAUAAAAUAAUAUGAGAUUAUAUUUUGUAUAUGUCAAAUAAUACUGGUAUGUUUACAUUUUUGUUAUAAUAAUGUAUUAAUUUUUCACUCAGAUGUUGACUAAAAGCAAAUUGAU
This is a messenger RNA of Achroia grisella, 2973 nucleotides long. Its product is annotated as probable G-protein coupled receptor CG31760. The transcript is spliced from 17 exons. Gene Ontology annotation, molecular function: G protein-coupled receptor activity. Gene Ontology annotation, biological process: G protein-coupled receptor signaling pathway. Gene Ontology annotation, cellular component: membrane. The coding region runs from base 387 to 2489 and encodes 700 amino acids. The record is from RefSeq and is a predicted model, not a curated record. NCBI's taxonomy places the organism in Eukaryota, Metazoa, Arthropoda, Insecta, Lepidoptera, Pyralidae.